CCGAAGGGCGUGGCCGGGGCUCGGUCCCGCCCCGGGCGUAGCGGGCUCGGGCGUGAGGGCCUCGGUCUCCACCUGGGACCCCCGCGUCGGGGCCGCAGCGUCGCGUUGCUGGCGCCGCAGGCCCAGUCAGGGAGUCCGAAGCGCUUGAGGCAAGAGAGCUGAAGGCCUCAGGGGAACACUGACCUAGUGACAUCUCAAUGGCUUUGGGAGAAGAAAAGGCGGAGGUGGAGGCCCCCACAGACACCAAGGCCCUGUCCUAUGGGCAGUGGAGCUGCAGGGAGCAGGAAGUGGACACCCCAGGGCUCACGAGCGGGGAGCAGGAGCAGCCACCACACCUGGAAGCUGAGGGCGGGCUUGCAUCCCCGGUGUGGGGAACAGAGGGGCUACCUGCCCCUGCCUGCUGUGACAGGGCUGGCCGCAGCCCCUCUGGAGCCUACCAGCCACAGGCCAACAACACCAGAAGGGAGCCAGUAGCUGGUAGAUCUAAGCCUGCUCUUGGUUGCCUGCUUCCUUCUGCUGGCCCGGGGACUGGAGACCUUUUGCACUCUGUGGAAAGCCAGAUGGAGGAGACCAGGCUUUCUGCCUCAGAGGAGCUACCUCAGACUCUUACUGUUCCCAGAGCCACAGGUCUCUGCUCAGGACAUGAUGCUGAUACCGAAGAUGACCCGUCCCCAGUUGAGUCGCCACGGGCGCUGGACCUCAGCCAGCAGCCUCACAGCUCAGGUUUCCCUUUCCCGACAAGAUGGAGGUCUGUGGUGAGCCAAGGGACUGCUGUUCCUCAGUUCUCCAGCCGCAGCGUCUCUGCCUCCUCCCCGGGCAGCAGUCUCCAGGGUCACCAGGAGAAGGCGGAACCUCAGAGUUGCUCCAUUGCCAAGGUCUCAUCCUCCCUGGAGCUGGCCAUGCCCCACUCAGCCCCCUCUGUGGGGUCAGGGCCACGGCUCCAGUGGUCACCACAGCCUGCGUCCUCUGGGGUUGAUGCUCCUGGGCUGGGCAGGAGGCGCCUCUCCUUCCAGGCCGAGUACUGGGCCUGUGUGCUUCCAGACUCCUUACCUCCUUCCCCUGACCGCCACUCCCCACUCUGGAACCCGAAUAAAGAGUACGAAGACCUGCUGGACUAUACUUACCCACUCAGGCCCAAGCCUCACCUCCCAAAGCACCUUGACAGCCACGUGCUGGCUGACCCUGUGCUGCAGGACUCAGGUGUAGACCUGGAUAGCUUUUCUGUUUCCCCCUCGAGCACCCUGAAGUCACCCACUAAUGGCUCCCAGAAUUGCCCAUCAGCAGAGGCCUCUGCCCUGCCAUUCUCUAGGCCCGGAGAUCCAAGCCUUAAGCGGUGGUCCUCUGGCAUACCCCAGAAGCAGGGCAGUGUGGGGUUGGCGUCUUGUAACCAGCUCACAUCUACCCCCAGAGCCCCGGGGGGUAGGGAUGCUCCUUGGGAGAGCAGAGAGCCAGCCCCGAGGGGUGUGAAGGCCUGGCUUGGGUACGUGGGCAAGCACCCUGAGGCGGGCUCUCCCCAGCAGAGGACAUGGGAGAGAGGGUGGCCCUUGCCCAGGACAGAGAGAGAGAAGGGAGCCAGCCAGGGUGUCUGGCAUCCUGCCUGCACAGAAUCUGGAUGGAAACCAGAAGAGGAGGUGGAAAGUGAUGACGAGUAUCUUGCCCUGCCCGCUCGGCUGACGCAGGUUUCUAGUCUGGUUUCACAUCUAGGUUCCAUCCCCACCUUGGUAACCCUGCCCACGGGGGCUGCCGAAGGGCAGACCUCCCUCGACGUGUCAGACAGCGAUGGGCCAGCUUCCCUCCCGUCGGACUCUAGCCAAAGCCAGCUUCCUUCUGAGGCUGCCCUCAGAGGGUCCAGGGGCCCUGAGGGCCAGAACCACCGUUUGCUCUGCUCCUUCAUCCAUGCAAGGGGCUCUGCAGGGGAAGGCGGUCUGGGGAACAGCCAGGCCCUGGGAGUCUCCUCUGGACCCCUGAGAGCACACUCUUCUUUGCCAGCUGUGUGGGAUCGGCAUGCGUUCUUAGACCUAGAUGCUGCAGGGCAGCCUCCUGGGAAAGGAGAGCCCGGAAAAGAAUCACUCGUGCAGUGUGUGAAGACAUUCUGCUGUCAGCUGGAAGAGCUGAUCCGCUGGCUGUAUAACAUAGCAGAUGUCACCGACCACCUGAUUCCAUCCAAGUCCAAUCUUACAGGUCUCAAGUCUUCUCUGCAGCUUUACCGGCAAUUUAAGAAAGAUAUAGAUGAACACCAGUCCCUGACUGAGAGUGUCUUACAGAAAGGGGAGAUUCUUCUUCAGUGCCUGUUGGAUAACACCCCAGUGUUAAAGGAUGUCCUCGGGAGGAUCUCGAAGCAGCCCAGUGAGCUGGAGAGCCAUGCAGAUCGCCUGUAUGAUGCCAUCUUAGCUUCCCUGGACAUGCUGGCUGGCUGCACCCUCAUCCCUGACACACCAGUGGCACACAGGAGCACCGACGUGAAGGGGAUUAGUCUGGUGAGUAGGCAACCCGAGAGAAGAAAACGUGUCCACUGGACCCCAGUGCCAGGUGAGGGUACAGAGCUCCUGCUCUAAAGGUUGACUGUCUCUUGGAAGACUGUUGAACCAAGAGUGACUGAAACAAUGAGAUGCUAGAAGACCCAGACGCUGAAAAAGGGAGAUGCUGCCAUUGCCAGGAAGAAGGUUGGGGGUCUUCCUGUGGGAAGCUGGCUCACUGAGGUGCUUUCCACUAACUCCGUUUCAUCCCCACUGCCCACUAAGGACUAGGGUGCCCUCCCCACUGCCCACUAAGGACUAGGGUGCCCCAUGCUCACACUUCCAUGGCAGUCCCUUCACCUCCAACCCCUCAAAGACAACAGUGGCGGAACUCCUCUGUGCCUACUUUUUUAUAUGUCUGCGUCUCCAGUAGAGGGCCAUUCUCAGGCUGCCUGUUCUGGAGGCUCUUCUGGCCCAUCUUCAAGCAACUUACUGAUAAAUCCUCACCCCUCCCUUCCCAACAAUGAUCUCUGCAAACUCCCUUCUAAAAAGGGCUAGGGGAUAGGUGGGGUAACGUGCCUUGGAGACUUAACAGUACAACUUUCUUUUCAUCUUUGGGAAAGUCCAACAGGGAAUGAUAGGGAAAAGGAGCUGAGAGCAGAGGGGGUUCGUGCCCAGUGUGGGGCCGCCACUGCCCAACCUGCUUUCCCUGAAACUUCCUCUACUGCAACCAAAAUGUGGUGCGUCACUCACAGACCUUCUAGGUAAGACUUCACUGUGAAAGUAAAGGAUAAAAUCCAGGUGUGUCCAGGGCAGGGAGGCCCUGUACUUGCAUCAAGGAAAUCUGAGCAACAGUCAUUGUAGUUCUAAAAUGAACACAGUGCCUGCGGGUGUCCUUUCUUCCUCUGCUGCAUUCUGCCUAUAAAAAUGUUUCUCUUUCUCUUUCAGGCAUCUUCUAAGGCAGAGAUGUAAUCUGUCGGCUAAAACCUGGCUGGUGGGAAGCUUUCAGGAAGCCCUUGUAAGAGCCAUUUGUAACACUGAAAUCACAGGGGGAACUUAACUCUAAUGUAACUAGUUUUAAAAUGCCUUUCUCUUCCCUGAAGUAAGGGCUAUUGAGUUCCUAUCUUUAUUUAAAGUGAAUCCUUCCAAACUAAGGUUUUCCUUUUGGUGCUUCUCAACAAAAGCAUGUGGCUUUGCAGUUUUUGAUAAAAUAAUGCUAAUAAGGUUUACAGGCCUAUCAUCCCCUUCAAUCCAGCUAAAAACAGCAGAGCUGCUAAAAUAGUCUACCUGCUAUAAAGGUCAUUUAAAGAAGGUUCGUUUGAGAGAGAAGGUGCCAAAUACAUGGAAUUCUCAGGCAUACCAGAAGACCCAGGAGACUGAAAAAACUGAAUGGUUGGCCAGGAACUUGAGUCUUUUCAUAAACUUAAGCUUAGGUUUAUAAAUCCCCCUUGAAGAUUUUAGAAGAGACUUUAAGUCUCCAAUAGUUCUCAAAUUAUUUUGGGUUGUUAGGACACAUUUUAAGUUAUCUUAGGGGUCUAGUAAUGCUCCGUCUGCCUGCCUAAGAUCUUAAAGGAAAACGUGUCAGACAUAGGGAACUGCUACUGAGCUUUGCAAGACUAUGGACCUGAUUAUCCACACCUAAAGGGCACCUCUAGGAGGACGCGUCUAUCCACGCAUUCCUACUCUGUCUUGGAAGAGCAGUCCAAGAUCAGGGAAGAAGAGGGCAUGCGGUCACUAGGGAAGGAAAAAAGGGAAAUGUUUGGUUGCAUGAUACGUAACUUGAUAGGGAAAAAAAAGAAAUCUAUGGAUCAACCAUUUAAAGCAUCAAUUGUAAAGCUUUUUAAAGCAAAACGAUCAGCUAUUGCUGGUAACCAAUUCUGCAAAAAAUCAAAACAAAAAACAACCUUUAAAACAUUUCUCUUGUGCCAUGAAUGAACACGGAAGAAAGCAUGUCCCACCCCACCCCCCCCCCCCAACGUAUCUGUAGCGUUAUGGUGGGCUAGGACUUAUGGAAAGGAUUUUUUGCACUUAAACAUCUUUUUUCAAACUCCUUCCAGAGUCUCAUUUGAGGAGGGUUCUUUUAAGAAAGGAAGAGCUUAUGUUUAUAAAAAAUGCACAGAUCAUUUUAAAUCUAAAGGUGACAUUAGAACAAUUAUUCUCAUGAGAUUUCUGAUACUCCUCAGAAGAGAACAUUUAAUACAAAAUUACCUUCUUUAAAAGAAAUUCAGGCCUUUAAUCUUGGUUCCAUAGUGAGAUUUAAGAAGAUAAAACCCCUCCAGAGCAAAUAAUUCUAUAUGUAAAAUUUCCUUAGGAACGACAGAUAUGUCUAAUGGCCUUUGUUCUUUUAAUUUUUUUUAAUGUUUAUUUAUUUUUGAGAGAAGGACCGAGUAUAUGUGCACGAGUGGGGGAGGUGCAGAGAGAGAAUCCCAAGCAAGCUCCGCACUGUCAGAGCCGGACGUGGGCCUUGAUCUCAUGAACUGAGCCAAACCAGGUGCCCCUAAUGGCCUCUGUUCUUGAAUUGAUCUAUUUUCUCUUCUCUUUGUGGCUAUAAAUUGGUACGUGCCUUUCUACUGAGUGUUACGGGAUAGCCCUGAGGCGUUAAACCCACUUAUCUGCUAGUAUAUGAGAGACAGUUUCUAUUAGGUUCACCAAAAAACCUAAGAUGACAACCCUACAGAAACAGACUGGCCAAUGAUACAGCAACUGAAUGCUGAGUAUGCCAUUCUGUUCCCAUCCAGCCUAAUAAUUACCAGCUUCACCUGAUAGGAAUUUUCAGAGUAUUUUAUUUCGGAAUAACCUGUUUCCCAGGAAAGUUUUUGUUUAUCUCCUUUGAAGUAAGGUGUGACUGAAGAUACUCGGGACCUAGCUAUGAAUGCUACUGAAGAGUAUCAACAGAACCGUUAAUUAUAUCUUUAGCAGUGCUUAUAAGCAGUUUAAGACCACCUUGAAGACUCAGGUUGAAAUCGUUUCAUCCCAGGAAGGUGCUGCCAGCAGCAUUUCCAUGGGCAAACGUGGCAGGGUCAGACUCGCAGAGAGUCCGGCUGGCCACUGCACCGACUGCAGUUGGUACACAUGAGCCUGAAGGACAGCAUUAGCUUGCACUGACAUAGCCAUAGUUACCUGUCGUAAACUUUCCUAGUAGUCCCUUUAAAUCAGUAGAAUUGAAGUCCACGGGGAAGUGGUAGUACUAAGAGCUGGACUGGCGGUUUCGAGCCCUGGGUUCGUGUUGCAGCUCCGUGGCUAGGCUCAUCUGCAGAUAGGAGACAGUAUCAAUACAGGGCUGUUUUUCAGCUUAACUGGGGACAUAAAGUAGGGUUGACCUAAAAGAUGCUGCAGUGGCAGCAUGCAUGCUAAAGGCAAUUUCAGUCGCAAGUCAAAGAACGGGACAUUUUGCUUAGGCCAGAAUGGCUAUCGUUCUGCAAGGACUUCCCAGAGAUUGUAACCAAUCAGGCUUAGAACACUUCCCUUAUUCCCACAGCUGAUUCAUGGAAGCCACUGACAUUAAAAUAUGACAAGUGGGAAUUCCCCUUAUUAAAUGAACAAAUUAUUACUUGAAGCGUUUGUACUCGGAGACAUCUUGCGGGAAGCCCAGUCUUGACUGCUGUGGGGGAAAGAACACUAGAUUUUCAGACCUAAAUAAGUAUGUAAAUAUGCUUACAUCUUAAAAUAAGUUCAUGUAAUAUUUCUUGCUAGCUCACCAGUAAGCUGACAGUUGGAACAGCUUGCUGUAUAAACUGAAGUGCACAGCAUCACACUAACAUUUGUAUUAUUCAUCUGUUUUAGGAAAUAGCUUCUGAAUUCUUUCCCCCUCUAUACGGUAUCAGUAAGGCAAAAAACAAACUUCCGAAAAAAACACAACUUCACCCACAUAACUGUUGGUAACUUGAGGGAUUUUUCAGUUGCCUUAUGCGAGGAUGAAUAGAUCCAACAAGCACAUCUAUAAUACAAAGUAAACUAUGAUUUUAUUGUGAAAUUCUCAGAUGGAAAAUUAAAUUGAAUAUUCUGUCCAUUUCAUUUUACAAUAAUCUUACCACUUAUUUUUGUACCAUGUAUUUCAAUUGCCUGUUCAGUGAAAAUAAAGAAACCUAUCGUUU
Prionailurus viverrinus (fishing cat) is the source of this 6550-nucleotide messenger RNA. RefSeq names its product centrosomal protein 68 (gene CEP68). Bases 198 to 2555 code for a protein of 785 amino acids. The record is from RefSeq and is a predicted model, not a curated record. NCBI's taxonomy places the organism in Eukaryota, Metazoa, Chordata, Mammalia, Carnivora, Felidae. The transcript has 6 exons.